CCGUUGUAACCUCUGAUUGGUGGAUUGGUCUGGACAAUAUGAAUGGCAAAGUGUAUUGUUCGACGUCUUCCCAAAGAGCAGCAACUUUGCGGUUCUCCAACUUAAGGCGAGUCCGUUAAAUUGGUUUGUUUGAACGAUUCUGCUUGAAAUUUCAUCGUCAAAGCGCCACAAGUUAAAGAAGACAUGGAGAAGAUUUAGAGAAGUGUUCAAUCUGGUUAAUUUGUCGUCGAACGGAGACAACUGUUGAGCACUAGUGUUGGUGUGUGAGAGAAGAGCCUGCCCUAGAGAUGGGGGACCGGGAGCCUCCAGUGUUUGGGUCCCUGGAGGAAGAGCUGGAGUACUGGAAGGAGCAGGCUGCCAAGCACCAACAGAGUGCAGAGGAAGCUCAGGAGGAAUUGCAGGAGUUCCAGCAGAUGAGUCGGGACUACGAGGUGGAGCUGGAGACGGAGCUGAAGCAGUAUGAGACGCGAAACCGCGAGCUUCUGACUGCCAACAACCGGCUGCGCAUGGAACUGGAAAACUAUAAGGAUAAGUAUGAGACGCAGCACUCUGAGGCCUGUCGGCAGAUCUCCAGCCUGGAGGGAGACCUGGCUGAAACCACUGCCGUCCGAGACCAGCUUCACAAAUACAUCAGAGAGCUGGAGCAGGCCAACGACGACCUGGAGAGGGCCAAGAGGGCGACGAUCAUGUCACUGGAGGACUUCGAGCAGAGGAUGAAUCAGGUCAUAGAGAGGAACGCCUUCCUUGAGAGCGAGCUGGACGAGAAGGAGAACCUGUUAGAGUCCGUCCAGAGACUGAAGGACGAAGCCAGAGACCUGAGGCAGGAGCUCGCCGUGCAGCAAAAACAGCAGGUACAGGAGAGGAAGCCGUCCUUCAGCAGUGCAGCCAAAGAGCCUUCUUCAUCAGCGUCGUCGUCCUCGGCUGGGCUGCCCACCCCUCCUCUCACCCCGUUAGACAAAAGAACAGAAGACAAACCCGCGUCUUCGUCCUCUAACCAGCCCCUUCCCUCCGCCGUCACGCCGCCCAGACCCCCCGCCUCCACAGAGCCCUUCAGCACCCCGCAGCCCCCCGUCAGCAGAGGUGAAAGCCUGUCUGGGACCCCGCUCACCACGUCGGCGAGGAUCUCUGCUUUGAACAUUGUCGGAGAGCUGCUGAGGAAAGUCGGGAGUCUGGAGUCCAGGCUGGCAUCGUGUCGGGAAUAUGUCCAAGAGCAGGCGGUGAAUCGCAGAGCCCACGCUGGUGGACAGGGGGCAGCGGCGGGUCAGAGCAGCUCCUCAGAGAGCCAUCCAACCAACGGCCUCUACAACAAGGGGCUCGUUAAGAGGUUGGAUUUAGGAGCUGGAUCCAAGCUGCUGCUGUGAAAGUAAAAAUGCUGCUGGGCCCGUCGUCUCCGUCCACCCCGGGUCUCCUGAACGUGACACAGGUAUCGCCCUUGUCGCCUCUUCAGGAUACAGACUACCGAAGCUCUGAGGACACGUUACUCCAGACACGUCGGGAUGUUUUUGUUUGUUCGUUAACAGGACUCUUUUCAGCACUCGCACUUGGCUUUGAACUGAUCUACUGGACCCUCUCAGCUCCUUUUGUUUGGAUCUUCUUGUUUUCCCCUCUCCCUCUAAAGUUUUGUUCAGAUUAAACACAAAGUGAGCUUGAGAGACGUCUGAUGGCUGAGCACUGGACGGGCACCUUUAUGCACACACUGGGGGGUAAAACUGCCUUUAAACCUCCCGACAGUCAAGAAGCUUCCACCGUCAGGAGUGUCUCUGAUUUCACACAGAGAGGAGAUGAUGAGCACACGUGGUGGCCUAGAAAGACGAUAUGUUUACACAUUCUUACAGACUGAGCAGAGACUUUGACUACGUUACUUAGGGCUGGGCAAUGUGUCGAUUUGGUAAAUACGUCGAUAUAUUUUCAAAAAAUCCACAUGGUUUACUUCUACGUGUAGCAUGAAUAACGACUUGAAAUGUAACGGUACAUGUUAACUUAAUGUCUGUGGUAGCAGAAAACUUGAGGAGAGGGAAUCAGACUUCGUUAACAAAAACACAUUUUUACCUCGCAGGAAGCCGGAUUUACCCGUCACUUCAGAUCCAAACUGACUGCAGGGUUUCUGCCGCUGUGCUACAACCCUGCCCCAAGCUGCUGGGAUUAAUGGCUUUUCCUAGCAAAACCUCUGUAACCACCUUUAUCAUAGUAACUAAAGCUAAACUAAAAGGGCGGCGUGGCAAGUCAACUACUAAAGGCCCAUCUUGAGCCAGGAAAUACCCCAGAGGUGUUUCCCAAACUUCCAUGCCACCACGUUUAUUAGAACCAACCGAAACCGAAGUCUGCCAGUAACCACCGCCGUGCAGUAACACGAACUAAUGAUGAGCAGCUUCUGCUCUGGCAGGUAAACUUCCUGUUUUUGUGAAUGGAGUCUGGUGGAGCGUUGCAGCUUCUUGUUUUACCACAAAGAGCAACUGUGAAAAGUCUUUGACACAGAGCUUCCACUUAAACCCGCAGUGACUGAACCUCAAACUAGCAGCGUUUAUGUUCAACAGCAGAACGAAAGGUGGACGCAGACUGUUGGUGAGCGGUCACGUGACCGCUCAGGAUGUAAUGUGUAUUAAUGUUUUUGUCUAUAUCGCCCAGCUCUAACAUGACCGAAGAUUUUACUGCUGAGGCAGCAAAGCUCAGAAGAAAUAGUGUUGUUACCUUUGACCUUUUUAUAAGGAAGUCACAGACAGCACGGUCACGGAAAGGUGACGCGCUGUCUGUGACUAUUUUUGAAGGAUCUUGCGACACCAGGUGACCAUUUUGGGAUGUAUCUGUCAAAGGUGUCUAAAUGUGUUUAUAAUGAUUCGUUGAAUGUGAGAAGUUGGCUCCUCUGCAGCUCCAUGUGGCCCUUUGGCCUCGUUCUGUGGUUCACUCUUUGCCUUCUGGUUCUCGGGCAGUUCUCCAUGAAUUUCAUUUUAGUUUGUCAAACUCAGGCUAAAACCUAGAUUGAGGUGGGCCGAACACAGUAAACGGUUUUGUUUGGGUUUAUUAGUGUUAUUGUCUUAAUUAUGGACUUCAGCUCAGUUUGUCAUCAAUAACCUGAUUGUAGAGGAAGGAGGCUUUCUCACAGUUUAAGUUUGUGGCUGUCCGUCCACACGUGGCGUUCAUAAUUCUGUCAUCUACAAUUAUUUCACGAAGACUAACCGAUGGACAUAAUGACUCCGCCCUCCUGGAUUGUAACUGAUAGUCUUUGUUCUCAGUGUAGUGCAGCGUAAACCAGCUUUUCACCACUUUGCUGUUUUUAACUCGCAGUCCGACUGCAGGAUGAAACUUUCUGAAGAAGCAGAAAAUCAGAGCGUUCACACUAAAGAAUCGAAGAAUCGUCAUAUGAAAAAACCACAGUUAUUCAAUCGUGACAGCCAACGAGACGAGGAAGAGUCCAGCCCACAGCUGGAAUAACGUUUCAGUAGCGUAUUUUCAGAGCUUCACAGGAAGUCUUCCUUUUCUCCACGUUCUCCAAGUUAACUUGAGUAAUGCCUCGAGAUUCAAACAGCGACGGGUGUCAGGAGAAUCUCAGCUGAUCGCCUGAAAUAUUUUCACCUCCAUUCAUGUCACCAGCUCAAAAUUUAGUCUCCUUCUUUGGAUAAACUUUGAUUCUUUUUUCCGUGAACGCACCAUAACGCUCAGGUGAAGAAGAUGAACCCGAUAAAACCGGUUUUAUUUCUCUGUGUGGUGGAAACAUUAGGAAAGAUUAGCCGUGGAUAUUCAUCGUUCCUGGAUGAUGAUUGCUAAUGAUUCUGGAGACUUCCCUUCAGACCAAAGUUCAGUUUUAUACUUAAAAUGUUUCACUUAAAUCACCAGCUUGACGUGAAAUUUACAGGUAACAUUAAUGCCUCUAACAGGGUGAAACUUGAUAACUUAUUGUAAAUUCCUGCAUUUAAACAAACAAAAAA
This is a messenger RNA of Pundamilia nyererei, 3923 nucleotides long. RefSeq names its product nudE neurodevelopment protein 1 (gene nde1). The coding region runs from base 288 to 1361 and encodes 357 amino acids. Lineage: Eukaryota; Metazoa; Chordata; Actinopteri; Cichliformes; Cichlidae. Gene Ontology annotation, cellular component: kinesin complex; kinetochore; centrosome. Gene Ontology annotation, molecular function: microtubule binding. The record is from RefSeq and is a predicted model, not a curated record. The transcript is spliced from 9 exons. Gene Ontology annotation, biological process: chromosome segregation; vesicle transport along microtubule; microtubule nucleation.